UUCAGUUACUAAAGUUUAUGCAUAAUGUAUACAGAGAUGCUUUUGCAUUGAAAUGCAAUGCAGUAGCAUUUUUAAAAAAUUCUUUCGGAUUUUCUUUAGGGUGUUUUCACUGGUAAGGAUUAAAUCAAUUUUGAUUGAAAUUACCUCCAAUGCAAAUAGAAUGCUCAUACUGGUUAUAUUCCCAUAUUCUGGCAUAUCUUUAUUAGUAUAGAAACAUGGCACAAAUAACAUGGGAGGGUUCACUUUUUACCCCAAUACUCUUAAUUUUGUAUGUCUGAAAAUACUCUUAAUUUUAUAUAGUGUCACCGUGAUUGCUCUUCUGCCAUUCUUACAGAACAGGAAGGAUGUUCUAAAGUGAAAGUUUUUCUAUUGCUGUACUAGUCUCCUGCUUCCCACAUUGCCUGCACUCCCAUAACUUAUAUAAUUUGGAGGAUCUUAUGAUCUUUAUACAGAUACCUCUUCAGCCUGGGAGCUGACUGAGAUUAGCCAUAUUAUAGUCCUCACUUAUUUGGUUUUCUCAAUAGAUUUGUUAUUGAAGGUGUGUGGGACAUAACUGUAUAGAUAUAGCAACUACACCAAUACAAUAACCCAAAAAGUAAACAACAUGCAAAAGAACUUUAAUUUGGUGCAACAUGGCUUGUAGUAUGCCUAAUCAUGAUUGUUUGUGAAUUACUGCUUCUCCUCAGCGGAAGAUAAUCUAUAUAGGGCAUAGAAUUCCAUCACUGAGAUCAUAGGGGCACUCUAGGUUAGUCUUCCCCAAAAAGAUACCAGUUAUGUUGGGAAUAACUGCCAGAAUUUCCAGCCAAUGUAGCUGGUGGUAGUAACAGCAGGGAAUUUUGGGAGCUGGAGUGAAGAUUACUAUACAUAAGGCACUGUUUGCUUUGGACCCAAUGAACAUUAUUGGGUACUUUAGCAGUGCUAUUGCAAAACAGUUGUAGAUGUAAUUGGUACUUGAAAAAGAGAUCAUAUGGAUCACCCUGUAAAUUGCUUUGAACUUCUAGAAGGAAGAGGGAUAUAAGUACAAUAAAUAAAAAGAGUUUGGCAAAUAAAACUAUGUGUUAGAUGAGUAGGGUCUUGAAAAGUGGGUCUUCAGUAAAAUUGGCUAUGGAUUAAAAGGUUUGGCAUUCACAGGGCUGUGUUUUCUGUUGGUUUUAAAUGCAUUAGCAGCUUUUCUGGCUUCCUCUGAAUAACCUUAAUACCUGUAUCUUCACUAAUCUUUUUUAACUGUUAAGCAUUGGGUUCAUUUUGAUUUAUUUUUUAUUGCAUUCCCUUUUCCCCCACCUUCUAACCAUGAUGCCUUCUGUCAUUCCUCAGUACCAACCCAUAUUAUUAUUUUUCCCUUUUCUAUUCUUUAUAGUCUCCACCCUUCAGAUUAAAGUGUCUUCUUCCCCUUUUCACUGCCAGUCUCCUCCUCCUGACUACAGUAACUACAAUGCUUCUACUUCCACUGGUGCAGUUGUUCCUCCUCCUCCUCCUUAUGCCAAAGCAAUCUCAUCAGCAUCUCCUCUCCCUGAAUCUGCUAGCAAGGCCUCUUUCAAAUCUGUUCAUGGUGCCAGGGAAUCCCCUCUGCUUUGCCAUCAGUAUUCUGCCUCUGAGUUUCCGUCAUCUCCUGGCCCUUCCUUUCCACCAAUUUGGCCAGGCUACAGAACUGUUACACGAAGCACCAAGGAAAUCUCUUUAUCUCCACCUCUUGCCUCUACUUCCCCUCAUCAGUCCAUAAGAUGUUCUUCCCUGUCAUAUUCUCCUCAAUCUGCUUCUCCUCCUGUGACCUUUAUAUCCCCUGUACAAAAGGGGCUGAUCCUGCAGCCCCAUAUUCCAGUAGUCUUUCCUGUGAUUGCUGCCCAGAAUGGCAGAAUUCAGGGGUCUACAGAUGCAGUGGUCCAAGAUGCCUCAGCAAAUGUACCUCAGUCAGGUCUGAAUGGCCGGCAUGAAGAUUGUUUAGCUACACAAAUUCCUCUAAGCUCCUCUAGGACACAGGUAAAGAGAAAAGAUCAAUCUUUUUUCUCCUACUUAGAAGCAGUGCCCAUUUCACAUUUACCUGGAUCCAGCCCACCUGGAUCCUUUAUCCAGGCUUUUUCUUGGCCCUCCCAACAGUUGCCUCAUUCUCCACACCAGCUGUAUCCAUCUAUGUCACACUUUGUUUCAUUACAUCCUCAUUAUGCUGCUAUAUCUGAGAUGAAUUUGUCCAAGAGGACCCCUUCUUACAUGACUUCAUCUACCUUUUCCCACAUGAGUCCUGCCCUACCACCAGGUCACCCUUCUGUUGCCACUGGAAUGCCCACAUCGUCUGGUGGACCACCCCCCCCCCCUCCCCCCCCCCCCCCACCUACGGGAACCGCGCCACCUCCUCCUCCUCCAUUGCCAGCAGGUGGUGGAGGAACUAGCACUGAUGACGGAUCAGUAUCAGGACUAGCAGCAGCUCUGGCUGGUGCCAAAUUAAGGAGAGUGCAACGGCCAGAGGACGGAUCUGGAGGUUCUAGUCCCAGUGGUGCUUCCAAGAGUGAUGCCAAUCGAACAAGUAGUGGAGGAGGUGGACUUAUGGAGGAAAUGAAUAAACUGUUGGCGAAAAGGAGAAAAGCAGCAUCCCAGUCAGAUAAGCCAGCAGACAAAAAAGAAGAGGAAAGCCAAAAUGAAGAUGCUAGCACUUCCCCUUCACCUGUUACACGCGGCCCUGUCCAACAGCAGAAUUCUUCAGAUGCUGGGAAGAAACUUUGGGAGAGAAGCAACUCCAUGGAAAAACCGGUCACUUCGUUACUCUCUAGAAACCCAUCAGUGGUGAGAAGUCCUGAAUCUAAAGGUCCCGUUCACUUUCAGCCAUCUUUUAGGAUGAAGCCAGCAAGCAGCAGCAAUGAUGUGGCAAUGGACACUUUAGAUUUUGAUCGUAUGAAACAAGAAAUAUUGGAGGAAGUCGUAAAAGAGUUACACAAAGUAAAAGAAGAGAUAAUUGAUGCCAUCAGGCAGGAAUUGAGUCGAAUCAGCACAACAUAAUGGCAGCGAGACCAUCUGGAAGUUGCAAGGGACAUGACAAGUGAUGGAUCAUUUCUAAGUGUACCAAGAUCAUGCAGAAUGGUGAAAGAGGACACCUGACAGCAUCCUUUGUUUUUAAAAUCCUUUUUAUUAGCAGACUCAGCAGACUUUGAAGCUUGCUACUGCCUUGGAUUUGCUUCAUUUAAAAAAGAACGAAAAAAGUCUUAAAAUCUUUGAAAUGGAAAAUAUUAAACAUUUAUCUGGAUUUUUAAAAUUUCAUCUGACAAUGCACAUCAGAUUUGGUCAGCCUUUUUGUAUUUUGUAUUUGCUUAUUUAAAUGUAUGACAUUUUUGUUUUUAGUAUAUAGUAGGUAAAGAAACAUGUGAUCCAUUUGCUUUUAUUAGAUGACUUCAAAAUAAUUUUACUGAUAGUCUGCAGUGUAAAUGAAAACCUUUUUGCCAACAGAACCUAAUUAAUGGCAUCACUCGUUGAGGCCAGAGGAUGCCAGCUGUCAGCCAGGAAGUCCCUAGUCUCAAAGCUACCACCAUAUUGAAGCGGUACAUCAGUGCAUCACAGUAUCUGUGCUCAUACUGGUAAUAAAUUGUUCAUUGUCCACGUGGCAUU
Python bivittatus (Burmese python) is the source of this 3591-nucleotide messenger RNA. The record is from RefSeq and is a predicted model, not a curated record. NCBI's taxonomy places the organism in Eukaryota, Metazoa, Chordata, Lepidosauria, Squamata, Pythonidae.